AUGUUCAAGCAGCCUACGUCGACCACUUCGUCGUCCACCGCGUCGACCCAAACAACUUCGUCGCGUCAGGCAUCUACUUCGACAACGAAUCAGUCAGUUUCCACCUCGGCUUCUGAUUCGAUUUCUGCUCCAGUAUUUUCCGUACCUUCUAUUCCUCUUUCGGAAAGUGCUUCAUUAGUCGUGUCAGCUAUUCGCGAUCUUAGAGCCCAAGCUCCUCCAUCGCAUUUUCAUCUACCAGUUUAUCGCCCUCUUCGCCAUCCACUUUCUGGAGAUUCAUCCUCCACAUUGUACAGAUCUACUCGUCCGCCUACCGUCUUGGAACUUGUCUAUCGCUAUACUCGUGGACAUUAUACGGAUGAAGAGAUCUCGCGCCUUGAAGACGAUCGAACGCAGGACAUCUCCGUUCCGCCACAAGAUCGACUUCCACUUCGCAUCACUCAGGCUCUAACUCAGGCGAUCAACUUCGACACUAUCUUCAGCAUUGAACAUCUUGCUAAUCGCGAUCUGUUCCUUAUUGACGCAUUUCUCCAUCAUUCCUUCUUCUCGUCAAUUCGGGACCAAUUCGUCAACGAAGCUACUAUUCCGUCAGAAUCGGACUUAGACUAUCCGCCAGUCCGUAACUUCUCGCUUGCCCUCGUCGUUAGCCACUUUAAAGGCCUCCAUCAUUCGGUCGAGAGGCUCAAGCAAUUCUCCACGGACCUUGGCAGUAAUCCAGCUUGGUUUCAGUCAGUCGUGAUCCUUCUAGACAAACAUCAGGAACUCGCGACACUCAUUUACAACGUUCAGUCUCAUCGCAACGCCUUCGCCGAUCUCAUCUUGCCUCACGUCUUCAAUCCAAUCGACGAUAACCGCGACUUCGUAGAUCUUCUCGCUCAGUUUCACAUCACGCACUCUAACGUCAUACAUCUACUCGCAUCCGCCACUACCUCCACCUCAUUCGCCUUCACCUACCUUCAGCAAAUCGCCAACGCCAUCAAGUACAACUUGAAUAUCUCCUCCGAAAAGUUCUCCACAAACGAGGAUGAAAUACCAACGACUAAGCAGUUCUUAGGACUAAUUACUCGUGAUCACAACGUCGAAUCGGUUGUCAAGCUACUCCAGGAUACCACGUUAGGCUCAUCGCCUCCAAGUUCUUCUCAGGUAUCCACCAAGUCCAUCGGCACAUCCACGUCGUCGUCAGUAGACACCGUCGUCACAGUAGUCCAGCAACAGCCAAGUCCGCCAACAACAUCGGCACAGACUUCUUCGGAUACUGCUCAGUCUUCUCCUCCGCAGCAACAGGACAAAGACGCUUGCGAUUUCAGACGAUUCCAUCUCGAACUACUACUCGUACGAUUGCGACCCAGGUCCAAUACGUCGCACGUUUCCAUCUAA
Molecule: messenger RNA, 1374 nt
Organism: Ostertagia ostertagi
Lineage: Eukaryota; Metazoa; Nematoda; Chromadorea; Rhabditida; Trichostrongylidae
Source: the annotation of a GenBank genome assembly